This is a messenger RNA of Suillus discolor, 843 nucleotides long. RefSeq lists its product as uncharacterized. NCBI's taxonomy places the organism in Eukaryota, Fungi, Basidiomycota, Agaricomycetes, Boletales, Suillaceae. The record is from RefSeq and is a predicted model, not a curated record. The transcript has 2 exons. Bases 1 to 843 code for a protein of 280 amino acids.
AUGUUGUUCCUCUACACUCCUCCCUCUUUCUAUACAUUCAUUGGAUUCAUGGAUUUCAGCCAGCUCGACUACAUUCUCGAGCGCGUGGCAUCGCGCUACAAGGUGGAUGCGCAGGAGGUGUUGGACAAAUGGUUGGAGAAGCGAGAGGUCCGUGAUCCUGAGGGAUGGAGGCUCCUCAAAGGUAUGCCUUGCAUCGUUGGAGGGUUGACAGCGCUUUUCGGGACCCUUGAAGGACGAGGGGGAAACUUCCCAUGGAAGACGCUACCUACCAUUCUAGCCCGUUGUGGCUGUAUCCUCAAAAACUACCCAGAAGACAUCCUUAUGCCCAGCGAGAGACGUUCAACACUUGCGAAGAGCAAGGGUAUACACGACCUCACUAUCCAUGAGCGCUUCAAACUUGCGGAUGCCCUCAAGAAUGACGCCCUCACCGUUAAAUCUGUUGCAACAGAUGCCCGCAAAAGUCUUACGACCUCACGUGUCCCCAUCAUUGUUGGAGAAGUGCCCAUUGCAAAUUCUCUUCACACUCGUGGGCGACGAGGGUUUGCCAAUGGACGGAUUGAUAGGUUUGGCCUGACCCAUCUGGGCAACACUUCUCCUUCAAAAUCUGGCGCCACGUCAUCUAAUCGGCGCAGACUUCGUGUGUUUGUAGAAGUACCACUUGCGCCACCCUCCUGGAGGUUGAAGGCAAUUCAGCAAUGUUCACUGGUCAUUGAACCCAAUCAUAGUGACCUUGUCCCAGAGAUCACCACUAUUAAUGAUGAAGACGCAGUCAGCAAUGCCACUACCGAGGACAAAGGAGAGAUUGAUGAGCUUUUCAGUUCGCAGCUGCAGGAACAAACAUGA